GGUGCACGCAGCCAACGAACCCCCAGGCCUCGCGAAUGCGGCGCGCCGAGGUGGCCGUGGUGGGCGCGGGCGCGGCGGGGCUGGUGGCGGCGCGCGAGCUGCUCUGCGAGGGCCACGCCGUGGCCGUCUUCAAGAAGUCCGGCCGCGCGGGGGGCACCUGGGCGUACGACCCGCGCGCGGACGCCGACCCGCUGAGCCGCGACCCGGGCGCGCCCGGCGCAGUGCACGGCAGCCUCUACGCGUCGCUGCGCACCAACCUGCCGCGCGAGCUCAUGGGCUUCUCGGGCUUCCCGCUGGCCGGCCGGGUCUUCGCGGGCGACCCGCGAGCGUUCCCGGGACACCGGGAGGUGCUCGCCUUCGCCGAGGAGUCCGGCGUCGCCGCGCGCGUCAGGCUCCGAGCGGAGGUGCUGCGGGUGCGGCCGCUCGGUGACGGGCAGGGGGAGCGGUGGGCGGUGGCGUGGCGCGGGGAGGACGGCGAUGUCGCGGAGGAGGCGUUCGUCGCCGUCGCCGUCUGCAGCGGCCACUGCACGGUGCCGCUGGUGCCCAAGAUCCGAGGAAUCGACAAGUGGCGGGGGAAGCAAAUGCACAAGCAAAUGCACAGCCACAACUAUCGCGUUCCAGAACCAUUUCGCGACCAGGUGCUUUCCUCCUCUGCUGCCUCUUGUUUCUUAAGGCUGCAAGAGUUGUUUGGGGGAGAAAAGGAGUUUUCUCUACACGUGGAGGAAAAUAAAUUGCGGGCGUGCCAGUAUAUAUAGAAAAUACAUAAUAAAUAAAGAUACGGGAACACAAGCUUUAUUCAUAUUUUAUAAAAUACAAAUACAGGUUCCUGUGUACAAGUGUGCGCUCCAUAGCCUGCCAUUGGGCAGAUCUGACUUGGACGAUAGUGGUCUUCUGACUCCCGGGGCCUCAAAAAGCUCCCGAUUAAUUACCUCGCAAGACUAGCUUGCCAGAAUACCUCCGAUUAAGCUGUCGUGGUCAUCGUCUUCAGUCUUCGCUUCACGUUCUCCAUGCAUGAUGGUGGUGGUGGUGUAGAUGUGGGCGUGGGCGUCAUCCAUGGCCUCAUCGGUGUCCAUGAACCGGUGUAACGCAGCUGGAGCAUCAGCAGCACCCGCCCGUGUCGUUCGGCCUCGUCGGUCUCGAACGGUGGAGUAGUCGUAGUAGUUGCAGAUUACCGAUGCGUGGAGAAGACUUGAAGCUGGACCGAGUAGAUGUCGUGGCAGCUUGCUCCCUAAGCGGGGGGUCAGUUGGAGCUUAUCCCCGGAAUGAUUAGCUCGCCCAGCUCACAGGAAUUCAGAAUCUUUUCUGCCUCCUAGCUUCAACCUCACACCAUGUGAUUCUCAAGCAUCUACAUGGAGAUCGCUGCGCAGAUAGUGUUUUGGGCUUUUGCAUUUUGCUACUGUGAGGUGAUCUUAUGAACUGUCAGCAUGGGUUGAAAAUGGGGUGACGAUUAUGGCCUGUCUAGAGCAUAGAGAGAUUGUAGACCACUGUUACUUUUUAAUGUAUAUAAAGUAUGGAAUUAUUGGCGC
Messenger RNA from Panicum virgatum (switchgrass), 1526 nucleotides. RefSeq names its product flavin-containing monooxygenase FMO GS-OX-like 7. The transcript has 2 exons. The record is from RefSeq and is a predicted model, not a curated record. The coding region runs from base 36 to 755 and encodes 239 amino acids. Gene Ontology annotation, molecular function: flavin adenine dinucleotide binding; NADP binding; N,N-dimethylaniline monooxygenase activity. NCBI's taxonomy places the organism in Eukaryota, Viridiplantae, Streptophyta, Magnoliopsida, Poales, Poaceae.